AUGAGUGGAGGAAAAGUACACUGGUCCCUAUCUUUAAAGAGAAAGGAGAUGUACAAGUGUGGAAACUACCGUGGAAUUAAAUUGUUAUCACAUACGACGAAGGUCUGGGAAAGGGUAUUAGAUGAGAGAUUGAGGUUGGAGGUGGAAGUGUCAAAAGGCCAAUUCGGCUUUAUGCCUGGAAAAGGAACAACAAACCCAGUAUCUAUAUUGAGACAAAUGACAGAAAAGUACAGAGAAAAACAGAAGGAACUACAUAUGAUUUUCAUAGAUCUGGAAAAGGCAUAUGACAGAAUACCAAGACAGGAGCUGUGGAGAUACAUGAGAGAGAGGAAGAUACCAGAGAAAUAUGUAAGAUUGGUGAAAGAAAUGUACAGUGUCACGACACAAGUGAGUGGAGUGGAGUGGAAGUUGGGCUACAUCAGGGCUCGGCAUUGA
Portunus trituberculatus (swimming crab) is the source of this 435-nucleotide messenger RNA. Its product is annotated as reverse transcriptase-like protein. The transcript has a single exon. Bases 1 to 435 code for a protein of 144 amino acids. The record is from RefSeq and is a predicted model, not a curated record. NCBI's taxonomy places the organism in Eukaryota, Metazoa, Arthropoda, Malacostraca, Decapoda, Portunidae.